Pimephales promelas (fathead minnow) is the source of this 1969-nucleotide messenger RNA. It is a transcript of the gene dcstamp, whose product is annotated as dendrocyte expressed seven transmembrane protein. NCBI's taxonomy places the organism in Eukaryota, Metazoa, Chordata, Actinopteri, Cypriniformes, Leuciscidae. Gene Ontology annotation, cellular component: membrane. The record is from RefSeq and is a predicted model, not a curated record.
UCACAACACAAUCAUGAGCUGAUAGCAUUCAAGACAAAUAAAAGGUUAGUGAGACAAUGAUGACUCAAACUAAAUUUUAUCAGCUUACAGAAAGAGUACGAUGGGUCUGGUCCAGAAUAUAUGCUGUCUACACGAACAACACGAAAAGCUGGAACGAAAAACCUCUCCUCUUGUUGAGCUGCUUCACCACCAGCCUCAUUCUGAGCGCCUUCCUCUUCCUCAUCCUUCACUUUUCCUUCAAUUGUGUCCAGGAGGUCUCGGUUCCCCUCGCUUGUGUUUUUUGUGUAAGCUUAACACCAGCGAUGUAUUUCUCAGAAAGGAUCCGUUGUUUCGGAGCCCUGGUUUUGAUCUCGAUGGGUAUGAAGCAAGUGAAGAGUCUUCUUCUCACAUUAGGAACCAGUUCAGUGAUUUUCUUCAACAUCCAGAACAUGCUACAAAACAUGAGACUGCUUGCAAAAGGUCUCCUCUGCAACUUGGAGGAAAAGUUACUGGAUAUCAAUACAGAACCCCUCGGAAAUUAUAUAAAAAUGCUUAUGUGGGUGGGAAAUCAACUUAAAAGUUACUUUAUAAACUUUUCAGUUUGGAGUUCCCAUGCAGAUUUUUCUCUUAAAGCAAAGGUGGACUCUGAGCUCUUCAAAGUCCACCUCUCUGAGGCCGAACAGGCUCUAAACCAGACCACGCAGAGUGUGUUAGCAUUGACCAAUGCUUUGUCUUCAAUAGGAACGAUAUUGUCUCCAACAUUAGGUCUUUUAUUCAUUGUGCUCCUCACUGCUUUAUACCUGAGAAGAUUUCAUGUAGACAAAAAGCACAACAACAUAUACAUCACGAAAACGUUCCGCUGCUUUGACGAGCAGCAAAGGGAGGAGGGUAAACCGGGUGUCCUUCCGCUUAGCAAAAGCGAAUCGGAACGUUAUAUAGUGACCCCGUCCGUCCGUCCGACCGGUCGGCAGUGGAAAGCCAUGUUCAAGUUCAGUAUUCCUAUAUUCACUCAUUGUCUCACCUGGCUGCUGUUUAUUAGUCUCGACGGCAUGAUUUACUGGCUUAUUGUGGUUCUGAGCAAGCGGCUCGGGGAACUGGAGCCACUUCAUGUUCCUGUGGGAAUAAAACUCCAGGAAGCAACAUUAUUUCUAGGUUUACCUGUUAAGGAAAAUGCAAAAGGGGCUGAUUUUUCCUACACAGUGUCUCUGUUUGAAAAGAAGUGCUUGCCUGAACCAGAACUGUGGCUCUAUCAAUCUCUGGUUCCUCUGUCUGUCGUCCUGGCCUUGCUGGUUGUUCUGAUUCUGCUGUCAUCACAGAUCGUCCAGCUCAGGGUUGUGCUAUCCGAGCAGUUUUUCUCAGAUGUCGCAAGGAAAAGAGCUGCUUAUCUACAUGCAAAGAUUUUAAGAAAGCGGUGCAAGUCUAAAGUGGGAGAACAUGAAGGUGAUCUGAAGACUUUAGCCAUGCAGCCCAGUUUUUGGUGCCCCUUACUCUUCCAUAAGCACAGAACAAACCCUGACGCUGUUUAAGUAGGCUGGAAGUUUGUUACAGUUUGUCAAGCAGCCAUAAUCGCAGGUUUGAGAGAGUACAUGUGGACAAGAGAAUUUACAGGCAUUUUUUAUCAAAAAGUGCACCUUAACAUUGCACUGGGGGUUCUGUUUGUGGUGUCCCAGUGGUCUGAGUAUAGAAGGCAAUGGGAAUGGGAUGAUAGGCCAUGGGCCCUAGUCAUCAGUUUGUUUUGAAUAGACCCAGGAGCCCUAGUGGUCAUCACACACCAUACUGUAUGUGAUCAGGACCCUGGAUUUCUUUUUUUUUACUUUGCAGCUAACCCUAUACACUCAGACAUUCUCUGCUUUCACGUCCAUUGAAAUCCAUUGCAGUUAGUCAGUUUUCAUUCGUUUUUUCUUGUCAUUUUAAGUUUAAAAUGGUCAAACAGUGUGCAUGGGGUACAUGCAACUCCAACACUAGGUUCCCGAAAGGCUGGGCGUGUUUU